AUGAAUAUCAACGAACGAUCAUUAACAACACUAUCUACAAUGAGUGCUCAAGGAUCAGGUGGAACAUUAAAUCAUUCUGAUGAACAAGCUGAACCAUCUUCAACAUUCAGUAUUUUUGCACUUGAUUAUAAAAAACAUGAAGAUCUGAAACAAAUGUUAGAUGGUAAUAAAGAUAAUUUAAAAUUAGAAGCUAUGCGUCGAAUAAUUGGUAUGAUUGCAAAAGGUAAAGAUGCUGCUGAUCUCUUUCCAGCUGUUGUUAAAAAUGUUGUUUCAAAAAAUAUGGAAGUAAAAAAACUAGUUUAUGUUUAUUUAAUGCGUUAUGCUGAAGAACAACAAGAUCUUGCAUUACUUUCUAUAGCUACAUUUCAACGAGGAUUAAAAGAUCCAAAUCAAUUAAUUCGUGCAAGUGCCUUACGUGUAUUAUCAAGUAUAAGAGUUCCAACGAUUGUAACAAUUAUGAUGUUAGCUAUACGUGAGGCUGUUAGUGAUAUGUCACCUUAUGUUCGAAAAACAGCUGCUAAUGCAAUAGCAAAACUUUAUGCUUUGGAUCCUGAAUUAAAAGAUGAAUUGGUUUUAAUUAUAACGAAAUUACUUGCUGAUAAAACAAUUUUGGUUAAUGGUAGUGCUGUACAAGCAUUUGAACAUGUAUGUCCCGAACGAAUUGAUUUAAUACAUAAGAAUUAUCGACGUUUAUGUAAUCUUCUGGUUGAUAUUGAUGAAUGGGGACAAGUUACAGUCUUAAGUAUGUUAACAAGAUAUGCACGUUCGCAAUUCGUCGAUCCUAAUAAGACAUUUGAAGAUGAAAAGAAAGCUUUUUAUGAAGAUGAAACUGAAAAAAAUGAUGACGAAGACGAAGAAGAAGAUUCAUUAGAUAAAAAAACAUAUGUUAUGGACAGUGAUCAUCGAUUAUUAUUACGAUGUACCAAGCCAUUAUUACAAAGUCGAAAUUCAGCUGUUGUUAUGGCUGUUGCACAAUUAUAUUAUUAUGUUGCACCAAAAAGUGAGAUUCAAAUUGUAGCUAAAUCACUGAUUCGGUUACUUCGCCAUCAUCGUGAAAUUCAAACAAUUGUUCUUAAAUCAAUCGCAUCAAUAGCUGAUAAACAUAAACAAAUAUUUGAACCACAUUUAAAAUCAUUUUAUGUUCAUUCAAAUGAUAGUGGUCUUGUUAAACGUUAUAAACUUGAAAUUCUUACUAUAUUAGCGAAUGCUUCUAAUAUAUCAACAAUACUUCGCGAAUUUCAAACAUAUGUUUUAAGUCCUGAUAAAGAAUUUGGUGCACAAACUAUUCAUGCAAUAGGAAGGUGUGCCAGUACAAUAUCUGAUGUGACUGAAGCGUGUUUAAAUGGUCUUGUAGCAUUAAUGUCAAAAAAAGAUGAAACAAUCGUUGCAGAAAGUGUUGUUGUUGUUAAAAAAUUACUUCAAAUAAACCCAUCACAAUAUAGUGAAAUAAUCAAACAUAUUGUUCGAAUGGUAGAUAAAGUUACUGUUCCAACUGCACGUGCAUCAAUUUUAUGGCUUAUUGGUGAAUAUUCUGAUCGUAUUAGUAAAUUAGCACCAGAUGUAUUAAGAAAAAUGGCUAAAUCAUUUCCAGAUGAAGAGACAAUUGUUAAACAUCAAAUUCUUAAUUUAGCUGCUAAACUUUAUGUUGUUAAUGCUAAACAAACUCAUUUAUUAGUACAAUAUGUAUUUAAUUUAGCUAAAUAUGAUACAAAUUAUGAUACUCGAGAUAAAGCACGACUUCUUCGAGCUCUAUUAUUUCAACCUGACAAAUGUCCAGCAUUAAGUAAAAAUGCUAAAAAGAUUCUCUUAGCACCGAAACCAGCACCUAAUCUUGAAUCAGUCAUUCGAGAUCAUGAUCAGUAUACAUUAGGAACUUUAUCAUUUGUUAUUGGUCAAAAAGCAGCUGGUUAUAAAGAUUUACCAGAUUUUCCAUUGGAACCACCAGAUCAAAGUGUUCGUAAUGUUGAAGUUAUUGUUCCAUCAACACCACAACAUGAUUUAUCAAGAAAAUCAAGUGCCAUUGCAGGAAUGACAACUGGAGGAAAAAAGAAAAGUGGCACUGAUGAAAAAUUUUAUUCGGAUGAAGAAGAAGAAACAUCAACUGAAGGACCUGAUACAGAUGAUGAAGAAGAAGAGGAAGAAGAAGAAGAAGAAGAAGCAGAAGAGGAGGAGGAUGGUGAAGAAGAAGAAGAAGAAGAAGAGGACAACGACGACAAUGGUCAAGAAAAACAAAAACCAAUAGACAAGAAAAUUAAAACAAAUGAAUAUGAACAAUUAGAUGCUCGUCCUACAAAUAAUGUAGAACCAGAAGAAGAAGAAGAGGAAGAAAGUGAUGCCAGUAGUGAAGAAGAAGAAUCUGAAGAAGAAAGUGAAGAGGAAGAAUCAUCCGAAGAUGAAAAACCAAAAUCAAAACAUGUAUCAACUGUGGCUAAAUCAGCAUCUAAUAUAACUGUUAGCGAUUAUACUAUUCCUGCAAUAGAAAAAUCUCUUUUAGAAAUGGAUUUGGAAGCAUUUCUUGGUUCAACAUCAACAACUGUUCAGACAAUACCAUCAAAAACUACAAUAUUUGAUGAUUUAAAUGAUUUAGAAUCUUUAACUUUAACAUCAUCAGUUCGACAAUAUGAUUGUUUAAAUCGUAUUACUGGUCAAGGUUUACAAAUUCAAUAUCGUUUUCCACGUACAAAAUUUCAUCAAUCACCAAAAAUGGUUCACGUAGAAUUAAUAUUUACAAAUACAACAACAGAUAAAGACAUUCAAUCAAUUAAAUUUUUGAAAGCGAAAUCAAAUAUGAAUAUUCAAGGAUUUGAUGAAAUUGAUGUUUUACCAAGUGGUGGUACAAGUGUAGCAUCAAUUGGAAUUGAUUUUAAUGAUAAAACACAGCCAGCAUUAUUUGAUAUUUCAUUUAAUGACAAUUCUCUACCAACAUCAUUAUCGAUUUCAUGUCAUGUUGGAGAACUUUUUGAGCAAAAAUUUUUAAAUGAACAAGAAUUCAAUCAGAAUUUAGCUCGUCUUCGUGGUAUGAAUGAAAUUACUGAUAAAAUUACUAUUAAUGAAGUACAAAUGUCGAAAUUAAACUUUACUACAGUUCAAACAAAAAUAGUUCAAUGCGCAAAUGUUACUUCAGUUCCAUCGGGUUCAGGAGAUUCAACAAUAUUUAGAUUUUCCGGACAAACAAUCUCAAGUAAAUCUCUUAUACUUCUCACAAUUCAAUUAAAUACUCUUCAAUCAACAGUUAAUUUGACAAUCAAUUCUGAUCAAAUUGUUCUUGCAACAAUGCUACUUAAAGAAAUCAAACAAACAUUUCCAUAA
Molecule: messenger RNA, 3309 nt
Organism: Adineta steineri
Lineage: Eukaryota; Metazoa; Rotifera; Eurotatoria; Adinetida; Adinetidae
Source: the annotation of a GenBank genome assembly